ACCUGUUUGUCUGCAGACGCCUUGUUUAUAACUUUGCAAACUAAAAACGUGUUGACCAUUUUCUAAAUCAUAUUUUAUCAAAAUAUGAACGUGUUUAUUAAAUAUUUUGUGUCUGUUUUGUGUGUGAAAUGUGUUUUUGGCUUGAACGAAGGGGAUCCCUGCAUGGCCAACAAUGACGCUGGCGUGUGCAAGAUAUUAGAGGACUGUGACUACGCCGUCAAGCUGUUGACUAUUGACGAAAAGAAACCCCCAAUGUGCAGAUGGAAAGGCAGCACCAGAAUCGUGUGCUGCCCCCUUCAGGACCGCUCGUACAACGUCGGGGCAUUUCGGAGCUACUUCGGGGGCUCGAAUAACGGGGUACUUCGGUCGCAGGACAUGACAUGCCGGUACGACGGGAGCCUGCCCAUCCUCUGCUGCCAGAACGUGGCCGAAGCCCCUCCCCCCGCGGAACCAGUUGGCUGCCCCCCCUUGCAACUGCCAACGGGGGACAAAAACGACAUCGCUUUUAAAAAAUGCCUAGAAUACCAACGCUAUGUGAAUGUGUGCGUCUCCAGCGACUCGAACCCGGACUCGUACGUGAGAGAGGACACGUGUGGCGUUGAGUCAUUCGGCGAUAGGAUCACUGGAGGGACGCCGGCGCAGCGCAACGAAUUUCCACACAUGGCGCUGUUAGGCUGCAGAAAUACUGUGAACACCGGACUGGGACCCGUGGUGUGGGUGGCCGGGGGGUCACUUAUUAGUGACAGAUUCAUCUUGACCGCGGGACAUGUACUCUCACAUAGAGACUAUGGCCUCCUCCGCUACGCGUUGCUCGGAGCCACCAACAAGUCAGAAGCCCGGGAUGGUCUGCUGUUCAACAUCAUUAGAUUCAUACCGCACAAGCUGUACCAGAAGAAUGAGAAGAAACACGACAUCGCCCUGCUAGAACUUGAUAGAAGGGUAGAGUUCUCGGAGUUCAUUCGGCCCGCGUGUCUACCUUCCCCAGCUAUACCUAUAACUACGGACCGGAUCCUAGCCGGGUGGGGCAAGACCGGAGAACUGGGUAACAGCGAGUCAGAAAUACUUAUGAAGGUGACGGUUCCCGAAUUUGACUACGAAUCUUACUGCAAGCCAUUCUUCUCGCAAACAGCAGAUAAUUUAUUUGACAAGGAGACCAUGUUGUGUGCUGCAGGCGGUAAAGAUGACAAUAAGGACUCUUGUCAGGGCGACAGCGGCGGGCCUAUGAUGACUUAUGCCCGCGAUAUACACUGCUCGUACGUGGUGCGCGGUAUCGUAUCGUUUGGGCCGCGUUGUGGCGCCGGCGUGCCUGGAGUCUAUACUAAUGUGCAGUAUUAUAUGUCGUGGAUACAGAGUGUCGUGUGGCCGAAAUAACUGCCAGUGUCGUAUAAAUAGUUUAAUAGUACAGUCGCCAUCAGAUAUAUCGGAGCGACCAAGGUGUUCACAAUAUCUGAACACGCAUUCUAACGCGCUGACAAUAGAGGCGUGUCCAGAUAUUUGUGAGCACCUUGGCCGCUCCGAUAUAUCUGAUGGCGACUGUACAAUAGCCUCCUAAAGCCCAGUCAUACGAAUGAACAAUCCAGAAUAUGCCACUGAAAUUUGAACCUUUAGUGCGGGGAAUAGAGUUGAUUUUGGUUUUGUUUGGAAAUUGAACAAAACAAAUGCGAGUCUAUUCCAAUUCAAAAUUCAAAUUCAAAAUUAUUUAUUUCAUGUGAUUUACACACAUAGCUAUACACAACAAUAAACAUACAAUAAUUACACAUAUACACAUCAAAAUUGACAAAUAGAUAUAAUACAGUGGUAGCCAAACUCUUAAUUUUUGCUACCACUGUAUCACACUUGUAGAGGAAUAUGAUUAAAAAUAAAAAAACCAAUUGAAAAAAAAAACAAUUAAAUAGCCAAUUGAAUAUGAUUUAAAUUUCAUCCAACUGAAUAAGUACUAUAGGUAGGACCUUGGGCCUUAAGAGGAUAGUACAAGUAUAUAGCAAUACUCAUGUAUACGUACGAAUAAAUCGUGUUUCAAAGAAA
Messenger RNA from Cydia fagiglandana, 2025 nucleotides. Its product is annotated as trypsin-1-like. Lineage: Eukaryota; Metazoa; Arthropoda; Insecta; Lepidoptera; Tortricidae. Bases 85 to 1371 code for a protein of 428 amino acids. The record is from RefSeq and is a predicted model, not a curated record. Gene Ontology annotation, molecular function: serine-type endopeptidase activity. Gene Ontology annotation, biological process: proteolysis. The transcript has 10 exons.